CUGCAGGCUCUCCUUGCACGGCAAGAAGACCCAGGAGAAGAUCUCAAAUCCAGCCCGUUCAUAUCACUGCUGCAGUAUGUAGAGAGACAGAUUUGCUACCCAGGACCCCAUAAGCAGGUUCCUGGGAGGUUUUCGGGGGGGUGUGUGGUUUUUUCCCCCUGUGGUUUCCAGCUGCAGAGUCCCAUGCAGCAGCGUGGACUUACCUUGCCUGCGCUGCUGAGAGACACCACUGCCCUGUGCUCCAGUCGGUGCUGCCCUGUGCUCCACAGCAAACAAAAGUGAAAAUGAAAAUCCAUUUGCCUUUUAAAGAAGUGAGACGCUGGCGAUGAGCCUUUUGCUCUGGGAUCCAAGUCCCUUCUGCAUCUCCUGUGUAAGGCUGUGGAAGAGAAGCUGAAUGACCCGGGAGCUGGAAGGCUGCUCGGGUACAUGGAGAAGGGAAGAAGAGAGGCAUGAAGGCUUCCUCAGGUGCAAACAACUUUUGAGGGAGGUGACUGAGGGACGAGGCUGGUGAGCCUGCCCUAGGACCGUGGAGGAUCUAAGAGACCAUCCAACGCUGUUAGAGCUCAACACACAGGGCAGCCUGAUGGACUCUCCCCACCUCUGGCGGUUGUGUUUCCUGCUUCUGACCAUCGCAGCUCCCCGUGCAACUAUUGCCGUGCCCAGGGGCAGCCCUACUGGGAUGACACAAGACUCUUCCUCUGGCAAAAUGCAUGUGAUAGUCUACUACUGUAAAGACUGUGAGGUCAGCAUAUGCGAAGAAAACGAUUACGGAGGCUUCGACAAAAUUGUUGAUACGGAAAAUGAGACAAUUUCAGAUAAAAAAAUUAAGUUGGAAAUCAAUGAAAAAAACAUCAGUAUGUGCUUUCAGCAAGAAAAUACUUCUUAUAAAGGAAUUUAUGGCAUCUGGUGGCAGAAAAAAAUGGGAAUGGGAGACGCAUGUGGCAUUGUGGAUUACGGAGCUUCCUCAGAAAAUGGGAGUGGUAACAUCAUUAAAAUUUGCUGUGCAGUAGACACAAACCAUGAAAAUACCAAACAUUCCAUGGAGUGCUACACGUCAGAUGAGGAACCACCAACCAGAAAAUCAGGAGUCAGCAUCAGUGAUGAGGAAGACCCAGGUGUUGCUCAACCUCUAAUGGGUGUAGAUGACAGCACUGGCGUCAUUGCCGCAAUACUGAUUCCUGGGGUUUGUGCAGCAGCACUGAUAACGUUUUGUGUUCGACGGAACCGAAAUGGUCAAGGGCCUGUCAUGCUGAUCCAGCAGUUUUUUGAUGCUGCUGGAGGUAAAAACCUGGUCCCUGACAUAGAAGACUUAGCAUCUUUUGGCCAAAAAAGCUCCAAAUGAGAAAACCAGGCCUCUGUGCCAGCAACAUACUCCUCAGUACGGACAUACAGUGUUCAGCUGAGUUUCUUUAGCUCAUUUUAUACGAGACCUUCUGGUAGUGAAAUGUACCUUCACCAAAUCUAUACAUUCACUGAGGACUGGGACACUGAAGCCUUCAUGAGCAACGUGAGAAGCUCCCUGGAUCUCCCAUCCUCUCCUGGUGCUUUGCUAAGGAUAGCAGUGAUUGCAAGAUGUGUGGCUGACUCAGCAGCACGGGUUUAAGCCAGCAGAAUUCUCUCAAUGUUUUUCAUGAUUGAAACUAUCAGUUCGUCUGAAAUUCUUCAAGAAUCAGAAGAGAUCAGAUCUGUGAUCAGGAAGGAUGUGUUGAACCCUGAGGCAGAUGCUCUCUGCAUGUCUUAAAUUUUGUAAUGCAGUAGCACACCUAUUGGUCUUUAUUCUUUUUAACUCCCAGGUCUCUAUAGCCAAAAAAGCAUUUUGUACAGGUGACUGGUUUGUUGAGUAAGAGGGCUUUGGCCUUUUGAACAGACGUUAUGUUUUGCAGCCACCUGCAGGGUGAGGACAUCUCCUCUGAGUGCUCCUUCCUGUGCAAGGGUAGACAGGAGGGCUCUAUCCAGCUCCCUCAGAAGUGGCAUUGGGUCAUAGGGGCUGUAGCUCCCUCCCAGCCUGAACAGAAGUACGAUAUCAAACUCCCUGACAAAUUAGGUCAUAAUACUGCCAAUUUAGUGUAGGAUGCUAUCAACAGUAACUCCAGGGGACAGGAAAACAUACUGACGUACCUGCUCUCUUUACCUGCCAGAGAAGACUGCAAUAUUUCUGCAUCUAGAGACAGGUUUGGGUGUCUGGGAUGCACACAGUGUGUGAUGAAAUACUGCACUUCAGGGAUCCCCUUUUGGUAGUUCACAGGCAGUAUGUAAUCUACAAAUGAUUUAUCAUUCAUGGUUAAUUAGAAUAAACCCUCAAAUUUUGCAUUAGACCUAAUCUAGUAUCAGGCUUUUGAGCAAAAAUCAUCAGCAGCACAACUGAAAAAGCAGAUCCCUGGAACAGUGUGAAUACUUGGUGAAUCAUUUUUAUAUGGUUUAAUUGCCCAUAAACCUGUGGCUGAAACUUCCAGCAGGAAAUCGCAAAGGGUGUCAUGUGAACCUGACGUUUGCUACAAUCACAUCUGAAGGGAAACUUCCUAAUGGAAGACGUUAAAGAAAAGAGUUACUAAUUAACUGUAGAAAUACAGAAAAGCCUCUGUGCUUAAACUGUGGUGGUGUUUGGCACAGAAGCCUAGUGCUGUCACACGUUGGGUUUUUUCCCCCUCCCCAGUGGGGACUUCAAACUCAUGCUGACCUAACAUACCUUUUUAACUCCAUGCUCAGCUUAUUUGUUAGAUUUUGUCUUUUCAAUUUUACGGGGGUGGAAUGCAGUCAAAACUUCAAUAAGAGAUGGCAAUCCCCAGCUAUUCAAAGGCUUUUAGAUAUUUACGGAGUAUGUUAUUUUGAUAUCCAGUUGGGAACUCUUUUUAUCUCAUGAUGAAUGUUAUAAUAUGUUUAUUCGAUAAGCUAAAGCUAAGGCUACCUGUAAAGAGUCCAGACUGUGCAAGGAUUUAGAGAUAGAAGGAAAAAAGACUUUUCCUCUUUAUACAGCACCUUCACACAAUUGCAGUUCCCGUUUUUUUUCCCCAGAACAGGACUGCUAUAAGCUUUCAACAGAGUAUGCCUGUGUCUAAAAGGAGCAAGGAGAAAAGUUUGGGAGAAAAGCAAUCUUUUUUUGGAGGAAAUAAUUUAUCUGAUUAUAUAUAUAUAUAUCUUUGAGUGGCCUAGGGAAAGAGCCACUCAAAUUGGGUGUGGGGCCUUUCACUUUUUGACCCCACUGGAGCUAGUUUCCCUCUGCUGUAUUACUCACAUUAUAUUAACUUCAGGGAUUCAGGUUUAACAAUGUGCAGAUUUAAUUUCUACUCUUUGACACCAGUUGGGGCCAGAGAGCUGGACAUGUUUUGACAAGAAAGGUUAUAUGGACGUCUUCGGCCAGUGACAGGGGGUGAGUGAAAUUACUCACGAGUAGCAAGUCACAGACCGAUCUUUAUUGCUCACUCAAGCACACUUUGCUUUACAUUUCAUCUUUCUAUUGAUGAUUAUGCAGAUUGUGAUACUCAGUGGCAUCACUACCAACUGUUUCACUUUGCCCUUCCUGAGUUGUGUUGUGCACAUUGGUAGACACCCAUCCUCCCAUAUCUCAGGGAAAACUGUCAUAAAUAGCUUUAAAGAUCUACAAUGCUUGUUCUAAUCAAAUGCCUCGUGUUGUUUUGCAGUAUAAAAAUAUAGGCAAAUACUUGUUUAUGAAAGAAAAAAGUGACCGGCCAAAUGGCAUAAUUUGAUAAUUGUAAUUUCAUUUUAAUGAUUUUUUUUUUGUAUUACUCUACUCAUCAUAAUAAAACAUCAGCUUAAAAA
Calidris pugnax (ruff) is the source of this 3777-nucleotide messenger RNA. RefSeq lists its product as uncharacterized. The record is from RefSeq and is a predicted model, not a curated record. The transcript has 8 exons. Bases 584 to 1342 code for a protein of 252 amino acids. Lineage: Eukaryota; Metazoa; Chordata; Aves; Charadriiformes; Scolopacidae.